CAACUGCCAUGUCACGGCCGGUCGGCUGCAGCUCUCGCCUCGCUGGCGGCGCGGUCUGGUGCCGCGGCGCCCAGCUCUCCUGUGGGCUCGCGGCGGCUCGCCGCCGCGGUGCCGAACAAUGUGAUCAGUCUGGAUUCGUCCCGGCGUGCCGCCGGUGCCGCUUCCUCGCCAAUUUUUGGCUCGACCAGUUUGUCGACAAAACUGUGCCAGAGCCCCUGCUGCUCGACUGAGCGGCGGAGCCGGCCCGUCGCGGCCGAGAGGCGGUGCGCCGACACCGGGGCUACGGCUCGGGACCGUUUCCAGGCUCUCUCGAGCAACCUCAAAUUUUGACCUCAACCUCGCGGCCCGCUGCGCGGCUCUCCGAGCGCGAGAGGUGGCGUCUGCGAGGUGGCGGCGAGCGCAGGCGGCGGCGGCGCGGCGGCGCGGCGGCGGAUCGCGGCGCAGACAACGGCAGGAAUCUGCGGCAGGCUGCUGCCUGCUGCUACAGCAGCUGCUGCUGCUGCUGCUGCUCCGCCGCUGCCGAUUGUGGACACGAUUCCCCCG
Emiliania huxleyi CCMP1516 is the source of this 543-nucleotide messenger RNA. RefSeq lists its product as hypothetical. The transcript is spliced from 2 exons. The record is from RefSeq and is a predicted model, not a curated record. NCBI's taxonomy places the organism in Eukaryota, Haptophyta, Isochrysidales, Noelaerhabdaceae. The coding region runs from base 9 to 230 and encodes 73 amino acids.